AUGCUUAGGCGUGUCCCGAGGGUCUUGCAGAAGGGUGAAAGGGGACUUUACUUUCCCAUCAAUCAUCGUAUAGUUGACCACAGAAUUGCACCUGGUGUGACUGUAGAAGAGACAGAUGUGCAGUCCCGUUACAGGCGGGAGCUGCGCACAAAUUUUGCAACGGGCGAGACACGGCAAACGAUAGCACCUCCGUGGAGUGCCCGCGAACGGCCAACGCAUUUUUUUUCGCUUCGGCUCCCUUCUAGGAACUCUGUAACCCUGCGAGUAAAGGAAAUGCAUAACCAUUUACUUUUUUCUCACCAGCAAUGUGCACCGAUGCUGGUUUCCCCAACGAAGUUGCACAUUACAUUGGGAGUGAUGACGAUUCCCGAGAAUUCUCGGGAAGAACUUGUGAAAAAUAUCCAGCAGUCAAUGUCUGAGACCUUUGCAUGCGUCCAACCGCUGCAACUUCGUUUCAGGGGGCUCGGGACGUUUGACUUCGGUCGCGUUUUAUUUAUUCGCGUUGUGCCUGAGGCAGACUUUGGGAGGCUGGAACGUGCUGUUUGCGAUAUUAGGAGGCGUGUGGGUGGUGUUUUGGGAGUCGACUUGAAGGGAAAUCCUCAUGACUCCUACGUUCCACACGUGACGGUGGCGAAGAUACGCCCCAAUCAACGGCAACAACUUGGAGACACAAUACCUCAGUCAUUGUGGGCUGACUACCAGCACCAUGAUUUUGGUGAUGUGACUUUAUCGACGGUGGACCUCUGCCGUAUGAAGGGUUCACCGGAUGGUUAUUAUCACACCGAGGGCGCUGUGCACUUAUCGUAG
Molecule: messenger RNA, 807 nt
Organism: Trypanosoma brucei brucei TREU927
Lineage: Eukaryota; Euglenozoa; Kinetoplastea; Trypanosomatida; Trypanosomatidae
Exons: 1
Coding region: 1-807 (268 amino acids)
Cellular component (GO): cytosol
Molecular function (GO): protein kinase A regulatory subunit binding
Source: RefSeq, a predicted model, not a curated record